AUGGAGUUCGACUAUUACUACAACGGAGAAGACGAAGCCUUUGAGGAGUACUUCAAGUUCGUGAGACAAGUUGCGUUGGAGGAUUACGAGUUGUGCGUUGCUGCACAACAAAAUCUCUAGAGAGGUGUGUAUGUGGAAGGGGUGCUAAACCCCGAGAAGGAAAGCGGAGUGAUAUGUGGGUCUACUCUAUAUCCACCAAGUUGAUGAUUAACACCAGUCUGCCUACUUAGAUUACCAACAACUGGUCAGAAAUCUAGUCCUAGAAAAGUACAAAGCCGAGAGGGCGGAAGCAGGGGAGGAGGCAGCAAACGACAGCACCUCCCGCGUUUCCGCAGUUAAUCAAGCACCACCGGGGCCCUCCGGGUCGACAACAGUCGGCGUCGGAGCUUGA
Tuber aestivum (summer truffle) is the source of this 391-nucleotide messenger RNA. The record is from the annotation of a GenBank genome assembly. Lineage: Eukaryota; Fungi; Ascomycota; Pezizomycetes; Pezizales; Tuberaceae.